CCGGAAGUGAGUGGUAGCCGGGUCGGCGCGCGGCUUCAUGUUCCUCCUCUCUGUGAGCAGCGACGUCACCGCUACUGAGCAGCGAUCACAUCCAUAUCGAUCCUGAUAUUGAUCACACGGAGGAUGGCGGCUCCCGCGCUGCUGCUGCUGCUCGCGCUGCUGCUGGUCCCGGUCCGGAGCUGGGACCCGGACCUGGAGCUGCUGGACCUGGUGGAGGAGAUCCCGCACAACUUCUACCACUUCCUGUCCGUGGAGCAGGACGCCUCGGCAGUGGAGAUCAAGAAGGCGUACCGCCGCCUGUCGCUGACGCUGCACCCUGACAAGAACAAGGACGAGAACGCAGAGACGCAGUUCAGACAGCUGGUGGCGAUCUAUGAAGUGCUGAAGGACGAGGAGAGACGACAAAGGUACGAUGACAUCCUGGUGAACGGGCUGCCUGACUGGCGGCAGCCGGUCUUCUACUACAGGCGCGUGAGGAAGAUGAGUAACGGCGAGCUGGCCUUCCUCCUCUUCCUCAUCGUCACCGUGGGACACUACGCCGUCAUCUGGUCCAUCUACCUGGAGAAGCAGCUGGACGAGCUGCUGAGCAGGAAGAAGAGAGAGAAGAAGAAGAAAGUGAGCUCCAGGCCCGCAGAGGACCCCAGGUGCUUCAGUCAGGACAGGGCCCAGGAGAAGCCUCAGUGGCAGGACAUCCUGCCUUUCAAACUCAGCAUCUGGAUCUACCUGUCAAUCAAAGCCCUCCCGCAGACCGUCCAGGAGGUGAAGCAGUAUUAUGAAGACUAUCAGGAGAUGAAGAUGAAGCUGAGGGAGGAGGAGGAGGCGGGACAGGAAGCUCCUCUCAGAGAGAAGAGGCCGAAGGUGAAGAAGGCGAAGGUGGAGUUUCCUGUGUUUGAGCCGGAGGCGCCGCAGCCGAGCCACGAGGCCAGCAGCUCCAUCCAGGAGGUGGAGGAGCAGCUGGACCACUGGCUGCAGGAGCCCAGGAGCAGGAGGAAGAGUCCUAGCUGGACGGAGGACGACCUCAGUCUGCUCAGCAGGUUGAUGGUCAAAUUCCCAGGAGGAACGCCGGGCCGCUGGGAGAAGAUCGCCCACGAGCUAGGGAGAUCCGUCACCGAUGUGACGACUAAAGUCAAACAAGUUAAAGAAAAUGUGAGCAACACUUCAGGGCUGGUGAAGCUGUCGGAGCUGAGAGGAAGUUCUCCUCCGUCACUUCCUAACAGUCUGAUGACUCAGAGGGAGGAGGAGGAGGAGGAGGAGGAGGAGGAGGAAGAGGUGCAACAGCUGAGGAGGAGGAGCAGGAAGGCAGCGACGGCAGAUGGAGGGGAGGUCAGGGUCAAAGGUCGCAGGCAGAGGGACUUUGACCCAUUGGUGGUGGACGAAGAGGCGGAGCCUCAGCAGGAAGUGAGCGUGUGGACCCAGAACCAGCAGAAGUUGCUGGAACUCGCCCUGCAGCAGUUCCCCCGGGGAACCGCCGAGCGCUGGGACCGCAUCGCCAAGGUUGUGCCUGGGAAGAGCAAGGAGGAGUGUAUGAUCCGCUACAAACUGUUAGCAGAGCUGGUGCAGAAAAGGAAACAGGCCAAGAGCUGAAGACUUGAGGGAUCUACUUCCUGUCUGCGUGUCACUUCCUGUCUGCGUGUCACUUCCUGUUAGAGAGAUAUUUUUUUAUGCUUGGCUCGACGGCGACACACUCCGGCGUGGCUGCUCACCUGCUCAGGUGUGUUUGUGUUUUUAUAAAAAACGGACAAAAGCCUCUGAGCUCCUUGUGCCUUAGUGUGCUGCUCCACGCCGUCCAAUCAGCUCCCUGCGUUCUGCUCACAUGAUCAAUAAACGCCUUUAUUUAUUCCUGA
Molecule: messenger RNA, 1844 nt
Organism: Myripristis murdjan (pinecone soldierfish)
Lineage: Eukaryota; Metazoa; Chordata; Actinopteri; Holocentriformes; Holocentridae
Gene: dnajc1
Product: DnaJ (Hsp40) homolog, subfamily C, member 1
Exons: 12
Coding region: 124-1584 (486 amino acids)
Cellular component (GO): endomembrane system
Source: RefSeq, a predicted model, not a curated record